Acyrthosiphon pisum (pea aphid) is the source of this 3216-nucleotide messenger RNA. RefSeq names its product coagulation factor X. Gene Ontology annotation, molecular function: serine-type endopeptidase activity. Bases 1313 to 1936 code for a protein of 207 amino acids. Lineage: Eukaryota; Metazoa; Arthropoda; Insecta; Hemiptera; Aphididae. The transcript has 3 exons. Gene Ontology annotation, biological process: proteolysis. The record is from RefSeq and is a predicted model, not a curated record.
UGUUAUGAAUUUUGUACGAUUUUUUUCUCGUGAUUAAACUCGCUCGGUGACUCACAACUCACAAGAGAUAAAAAAUAUAAUAUAAUAUUAUACACGCGAGCAGCAGUCGACUCUGCGGCGGUGCGAUUAUAGUUUUUUACUGUACUUAAGGACACUAUACAUACGCAAAUUAUUAUCUCCGCACGGUGUCGUUGUUAAUUUAAUUAAAAUUAAAAUGUUUGCCACGACGAAAAUGAUAACGAUGUAUUAUAAGAUACGCGCAGUGUACGCGGAUUACGUCGCAGCGGUUUUGGCUUAUAAAAUAUAUAUAUGUCCGUAGGUGUAUAUAUACAGAGUGUUUCUGCUCUACGGAGAUAUUAUAUUCAAACGUAAUUUCAAUAUUAUUAUAAACUGUCAAUUCUUAGCAACGAACAAUAAACUCGAGACCUCGGCGGCUGAUCGCACGACAUAAUGACAUUAUAUAUUAUUAUGUUUAGAUCGGUUUAAAUCUCUGAUAACAGAUAUUGUGUAUUGCUUGUCUAAAAUCAAUAUAAGAACCUAUAUAUUAGCACGACCAUCGAUAAUAUUAUUGAUGUUCUAUGUGUAAAAUUACUCUCAAUUUCAAGUAUUUUGUUUUUCCGUUUUGAUGACUCUAACGUUCGGACUAGCCAAUCUCGUGGAAACUCGGCCAAAGAAAUGUAAUUUUUUCUACAGAUUUUGUAGUAUAAUAAUAUAAUGAGCGAUGUCGUCAUAUUGAUGAAUAUUUGACGGGAUUUUUUACAGCCCCCUCGAGUUGCAAGUUGAAAACUAACAGUAUUAUAAGUCAUUCAAAACACGAUUAGGAACGGUCAAACCCGCAUGUUGAGUAGAAUUUCCUCAAACGUUUAGCAAAACUACCGAGAAAAUCGAAAAAUUACCUCUUUAAAGAAACUGAUAUUUCAAUGUGCAGGACGAAACUUUUCCAGUAGUAUUUUUGUCCGAACAACUUUUUUUGAAAACUUAAGUACAGAAUAAAAAAACCACUACAUCAACACAGUUUGGCUAUUGUUAGUCUGCAGAACAAACCUUAGAUCACAAAUGAUGAAAGAGAAAAAGACAAUUUUGACGCAUUAAUCAAAUACUAUUUUUUUUUUUUUGUCACUAUACGCUGUUGCUCGGCAAUAUCGUGUCGUGCGUACGGUAUGAAUAUAACAAUAACAUUAUAAUAAUCAUUCUAUAGUGAUGAUAACAAUAGCUGUUAUUUUCAACAAUAUUUUACUACUGCAGCACGUCGAUAGUAUUAUGCAGACGAGAAUUAUUUUAACCCCAUCGACUGAGAUCGAUUUCUUGUAUUAUGUUCGGGAACUUUGACGCAGCUGCAAAGUUCAUGCAACUCUGUCGUAGCUCUUUCGUCGUCGUCAUCCUUGUUGUUGUCACCGUCGCCGAAAUAGAACUGCAGCAGGAGACCGUCCUGACCGGUGACGGAAGAUCGUCCGGGUCGGAAGUCACCGCCGAAUAUCCGUAUUUAGUGGGACUGACCAUUGGAGGAAUAGUCGACAAGACGAAUCGGAAAACCGCCAUCUGCACGGGAACUCUGGUGUCUCCGGUGUUGGUACUGUCGUCGGCGUAUUGCACGUUGCUUCUGAUGACCACGAUCAACGAGAGUCCAGAAGUCACUACUCUAUUUGCGUAUUGGAAGACACCCACAAACUCUGUCAAGUACCACCGGGCCACGAGUGUUUACACCCAUCCGUCAUACGACAAAGCCACACGCAUGUUCGACUUAUCCCUGAUAAAGCUCAAGAAGCCAUUCAAGCACGUUGAACGAUUUGUCAGACUGUCGUCAAAAACGUUGAGCAGCGACGUCGAACUGAGUUGCGUGGUUGUAGGGAUCGGUGCGCCCCACGAACGCGGUUACAAGGUGCCGGUCCGUGUCAAGUACGGUCGCACCGCUUGCCGGAUUCCCAAGUCCAAGUGAGCAAGAUUAACUGUAGAUUUUCCGGCCGAUCCGGUAUACCGUAGUCCGUAAAUCCAAAAUUGCCCAAACUGUCCAGUCUGAAAACAAAAGUUCGAGAUUUCUAAUCGAAAAUAAUCGACAGCAUAUAGUGUAUUGAGUGUACGAGCGUAUUGUUACCUCCGAAUUUUUAGUUUAAAAAUGCUUGCGGAAAACAGUGAAUACACGAUCUAUACUAGUUUGAAAGGGUAAACACAAUACAUUCACAAUUUACAGGUGUUCCGUUACGUAAAACUCCAAUGUAUUUCCUUCCGUAUAAAAAUCUAUCUGCGUAUCUUUUCUACUUCGGAUUCUCACCUUAUCCAAGAUGAACUCCGCAGAUUGGUCGCUUGGUAGAUGAAUGUCAAGAACUUUUCUUUAACUCCCUCAAAUCCCUCUGUAUUCUACUUAUACGUUGCAUAACCAACCAUUGCAUUUUGGACUCUCCCUGUUAAAUAAAUAAAUAAAUUCAAAUAAUUUAUAAUUCACGUGUUGUAAUAAACAACGAGAGUGAAUGAUACAGGAUGACGUUUCCCGCGACGUUUCAGCCCCGGUCUCGAGUACUUGAUCGGCUAUACUUGGGCGGAUUUCCUGUGUUCCGAGACGGUAGGUCCGACUACCACACGACUGCCAUGUGACCGAGCCGAUCCACUGGUGUGCUCCGGCAGCCGACAUCAGUAUGGAAUCUUCAGCUACGGGUACGAUGGCACAGGGGCGUCUCCAGCGACGGAGGCGACAGAGUGCGGUGAUCCGGCCAUUCAGGGCAGACACCUGUUCAUCAACAGGAACGCUGGCUGGAUAGCAGAGAUAAUAGCAAACCACGGUGGCGACUCGAAGCAGAUAGACGAAGAUAAAAAGACGACGAUGACGACGACGAUGACGCCGACGAUGACGACGACGAUGACGACGACGAUCACGACGACGAUGCUGACGAAGCGCCGUCGCUCCACGCGACUACGACCGACAGCCACCUCGACUCGAGUUCCAGAAGACUCUAGCACCGAUCAGCUGGAAGUCAACUACCCGUAUCUAGUGUACUUGGAAGGCCUGUACGACGAACCAGUGUGCGGCGGAACUCUUGUAUCGCCUUGGCACGUGCUCACGACCGCUUACUGCACGACCAGGAUGACCGAAAUCAUGGUAUGAAACGCGCGUGAUAAUAUACCACUAUAGACGCCAGCCGACCAGAAAUCGUCAACUGUAGACAUUAAAGGCACAUUAUGGAAGUAUUGCUGAUUGAGCCACUAAAUUUAAUAUGUAAUAUG